AUGCACAAGCUGGCACACCCAGACGGCGAGGCCGCGACAUCACGGGCCGCGGCGAAGAUGAACAUCUGCAUGGCCCUUUCCUCAUACGCGACAGAGUCCAUGGAAAACGUAGCUGCGCAAGGGCUCGGAAAUCCCUAUGUCAUGCAGCUGUGUGUGCUUAGAGACCGCGAGACAACAAUUCAAAUACUGAAGAGAGCGGAGGCUUCCGGAUACAAGGCCAUAUUCCUUUCUGUCGAUACACCACUCCUCGGUCGCCGCUUGAACGAGUACCGCAACAACUUCACCCUGCCGGAUGGCGUUGAAUGGCCUAAUCUCCUGUCUGACGGAAAGAGCGAGUUGAGCGGCGCGAUCAAAGACAAGCAGGCUGUUUCCAAGCAUGACUUCGGUAAGGACGAGUACCAAAAGAGAUAUUGGAACGCAUUUCUAACUAUUUCAGACCCCUCUCUUGACUGGGACAGCGCGAUCCCGUGGUUGAAGCAGCACACCAAGCUCCAAAUUUGGUUGAAGGGUGCGAUGGCCAUCCGGUACGGCAUCGAUGGUAUUGUCAUCUCCAACCACGGUGGCCGACAGCUCGACGGCGUUCCUGCAACCCUCGAUGCGCUGAGAAUUUGCGCACCUGUAGCUGCAGGCAAGAUUCCCAUCGCGGUCGACGGCGGUAUCCGACGCGGAACCGAUAUCUUCAAGGCGCUCGCGCUUGGCGCGUCUCACUGCUUCGUGGGAAGAAUCCCCAUUUGGGGUCUGGCUUACAACGGCCAGGAGGGUUGCGAGCUUGCGCUGAAGAUUCUUCAGUACGAGCUCAAGAUUGCGAUGGCCCUUGCAGGAACGCGGACCAUUGAAGAAAUUUCGAGGGGUCACGUGGCGUACUUGAACGGCAGCGGAGUUCUGGCAAAGCUGUAG
This is a messenger RNA of Colletotrichum chrysophilum, 897 nucleotides long. RefSeq lists its product as uncharacterized. The record is from RefSeq and is a predicted model, not a curated record. Bases 1 to 897 code for a protein of 298 amino acids. NCBI's taxonomy places the organism in Eukaryota, Fungi, Ascomycota, Sordariomycetes, Glomerellales, Glomerellaceae. The transcript has 4 exons. Gene Ontology annotation, molecular function: oxidoreductase activity; FMN binding.